Messenger RNA from Colletotrichum costaricense, 2073 nucleotides. RefSeq lists its product as uncharacterized. Lineage: Eukaryota; Fungi; Ascomycota; Sordariomycetes; Glomerellales; Glomerellaceae. Gene Ontology annotation, molecular function: DNA-binding transcription factor activity, RNA polymerase II-specific; zinc ion binding. Gene Ontology annotation, biological process: regulation of DNA-templated transcription. The transcript is spliced from 3 exons. The record is from RefSeq and is a predicted model, not a curated record. Bases 1 to 2073 code for a protein of 690 amino acids.
AUGGAUGACUCCGCGCCGUCUUCCUCCUUCUCUGCUGCCCAUUACUUUCCGGCACGACGCCGUGUAUGGCAGGCAUGCACCAACUGCCGGGCCCGCAAGACGCGAUGCGACGCUGCCAAGCCAAAGUGCAGUCUCUGCGUGACGCAGAACGUGGAGUGCGUCUACCGCGACUCGAACCAGCCGCGCAUCGAGCAGAAUACUAGGAUCUUGUUGGAGCGCAUCCAGAUGUUGGAAGAUCGCCUGCUUUCUUCACCAGUAUUUUCUGGACAACAGCAACCGCAGAGCCAGCAAGCUUCCCAACCGUCUUUAGAUACGCCAUCACCACAAGCUACACGGCAUGCUACAACUCCGCGAUCGGCACACCAUACACAGCCCGAGGCAGGUCCUGACUCAACGUCAACGAGGAACCAAACAGACGCGGUUCAGACAAGGAAUUCUGAUGCAGAUGCUCAAAUUCCAAUCCCUUUAUCCCAUACAGCGAAUGCGAACCAUGUCUUUGAGUGGCCGAUAGUAAAGCAGCUGCUAUCAGAAACGGACUCGGAGUCACAACCGCCGCGGCCAGCUUUUCCGGGAGGACUGCGCUCAGCGGAAGCAACUGACAUCUUUUUCCGCAAAGAUACAGGUACAGAUUCUUCGAUGUGCCCUCCAGAGUCUUGGAGAUUAUUCCAAGACCGGAGUCUGCCAGUCUCCAUCGAUGCCGCUAAUCGGUAUCGAGAGGUGAUCCAUGAGUACUUUGCCGAAGUGAACAUCUUCUUUCCUCUCCUCUCCCCGGAGGACAUCAUCGACACUUUGAAUGAAGUAGUAGCGUCUGAAAAGACUGCAAGUGCGGUCUCGCACCUUACUGCGCCGGCCCGGUACUGUUUAUUGCUGUUGGUCCUCUGCAUGGGAUCCUUCGUCUACACUGGGGACUAUCGCAUUUCAUUGGAUGAAAGAGCAGGCCGAGAUGGAGGUCAACGCCAAAGACCCAUAAGCUCGAGCAUCAUUGGAGACUUUCCGGGCAUCGAUGAGCAGCUGUGGCGAAAAGCGCGACUUUUGCUGGGCUUCAUUUCAUCUGAAAUCAGCCUUGAAGCAGCACAAUGCACGAUGUUGGCGAGAGAUGCCACAGGCGCAGAAGGCAAUGAUGGAUUCUCGGACGCCUUCCGUAGACUCUUUUGGGUCGCACUGAUUUACGAAGGUGACUUUGUGUCCGAGAUCUCAAUCACAUUACCCUCAGGUAUAGCGAGAUACGAAGAAGUCGUACCCUACCCGGCCCCCGAAAACCCCAAGCAGCACAAAGAAUUCACCAUCAACCAGGCGACCCCGGAAGCCGAUGUGACGAGUCCGUCAUCGACGUCUUUCUACAGGACCGAGGAACUUGUCGCCUUCCAAAUCAGUACCAACGCGGCAAUCAGGCGGUUUCUCAACCGGGUUAACAGCGUCGUCUUUGAUAGCAAAGACCAGUUUCGCAUGACGCGCACCAACUACGCCAACUGGCUACUGCGGAUCACCGAGGAUCUUUGGUCGUAUCACGGUGCGCUUUACCGCAAUCUCCCCGAUUUCCUGCUCACGAGCCAGCCUAGAAGAACGCCUGGGCAACAGCCGGAAAUUGCGACUUCUCCUAUGACGCCCGGUAUCAUUCAAGUUGAAGAGUUGGGCAACAAUCCGUGGAACGUGCUGAGGCUCAAGGGGCGGUACUAUGCGGGGCAGUACAUCAUUCAUCGCCCUUUCAUCGAAUACGUGAUGUUGAACAUGGCGCACUUCGAGACGCAUCCGUGCCGGGAGGCGAUAUUGGAGCGGUGCCGAAUGUGCCUUGAGGGUUGCAAGGGUUUCAUCAAUGUUUUCGACAUUGAUCCUGCCAACAGCAUUACUGGCCUAUUUGCUGCCGGAAUGGUGACCUUUACCAUGGUUACCAUCCUCCGAGUGGCGACAAUGUGCCCCGUCUUCAAAGAAAUCCUGCCGGAAGAUAUCGAGAGUGCAAUGUUUGUAGGAACGCGGAACUUGCGGCGAUUCAGCAUUAGCGUGAGGGAGUUUCAGUGGCACCUGAGCGUAUUGGAAAGACUUGCGGCGUCUUGUAGGAAUAGAAUGAGUGCUUAG